Molecule: messenger RNA, 1481 nt
Organism: Syngnathus typhle (broad-nosed pipefish)
Lineage: Eukaryota; Metazoa; Chordata; Actinopteri; Syngnathiformes; Syngnathidae
Product: transcription factor IIIA-like
Exons: 2
Coding region: 1-1068 (355 amino acids)
Cellular component (GO): nucleus
Source: RefSeq, a predicted model, not a curated record
AUGGAGGGAGCCGCGCGGCCUCGCAAGCGCUACAUCUGCUCAUUUGUGCCGUGCACGGCGGCCUACGACAAGCAAUGGAAGCUGGACGCCCACCUCUGCUCGCACACCGGCGUCCGGCCGCACGCCUGUCCGCAAGAAGACUGCGCAAAGUCCUUCUGCACCCCGCACCACCUGGCCCGCCACCAGCUCACCCACAGCGGCCUGCGCCCCUUCGCGUGCACGGCGGAGGGUUGCAAGGCAGCUUUCAGCACCAAGUCUGGCUGCGCGCGGCACUUCGGCCGCAUGCACGCCGUUCGCUCGGAGAGCAAGUUGUACGCGUGCACGGCGGAGGGCUGCGACGCCGCGUUCAAAAAGCACCAGCAGCUCAAGGCGCACAUGACCGAGAGCCACCACACGCACUUGCCCGCCUACGCCUGCACGCACGACGGCUGCGGCUUACGGUUCAACUUCCCGAGCCGCCUCAAGCGACACCUCAAGGUUCAUCAAGGCUACCCCUGCAACCAGCCGGACUGUACCUUCACAGGCGCCACCUGGACUGAGUUUGUGAGGCACCGCAAGGCGCAGCACCAAACUCGAGUGUUUUGUCCGAAAUGCGGCAAGGCUUUCCGCGACGCCUGGUUCCUGGAGCAGCACGGGCGCGUGCAUGCCGACACGCGGCAGGUGUACCGGUGCUUGCGAGUGAACUGCGGCCGCGCCUUCACCACCCUUUUCAACCUGCAGAGCCACUUGCGCUCCUUUCACGACGGGCUGCGACCCUUCGCCUGCGACCACCCGGGCUGCGGCCGGACCUUCGCCAUGAAGCAGAGUCUACGGCGCCACGGCGUCGUGCACGACCCGCAGCGGAAGAAGAUGGCGCGGCCCAAGAGGAGGUCAAGGUCACUGAUGUCCCGCUUGAGCGGGUUCAGCGACCGGGCGGCUGAAGGGAAGGCGUCCGAGACCCGGGAGGCGUCCGAGGCCCGGGACGCUCCUGAGCCGCUGGAGCUGCUCCAUCUCCUGCGGGACACGGCCCUGUUGGGUGAAAAGCCUCAGGAACUGUCGGUGGCGCCGACGUCGCCGCUCAUGCUGUAGAUGAACGCUUUGGAAAGUUAGUAAAUGGUCCAAAUGUAUUUGACUUUUCUACAAGGAUGCGCGAGUGUGUUCACUGACCGGCUCCUCCCAACGACGUGCUGGCUAAUCGGGAGAGUCGGGACUUUUCCCGGAGGGCCGCUCCAAUGUGGGGCCAUCAUUUCAUCAAUGUCUGCUUUAUUGUCAAUUUCUUCACAUGCCAAGACAUACAAAGAAAUCAAAAUGACGUAUCUCUAUUUAUAGGCUACAAGUUAAGUAUUGUAUUCAUCUUUUUCAUUUAAUUCAUUUUCACCAUAUUAGGACCUACAACACUCACUGAAAAUGAGCUUGUGCGCAUGGAUGACGCCGCCAGUUGAAAGGAAAACGCUUCGCUAUGCGGCAGGGAAGUUCCAAAUAAAGCAAUUUCAAACAUGAAA